Funneliformis mosseae is the source of this 288-nucleotide messenger RNA. Lineage: Eukaryota; Fungi; Glomeromycota; Glomeromycetes; Glomerales; Glomeraceae. The record is from the annotation of a GenBank genome assembly.
AUGUCAAUCAGACAAUCAACGGACACACAUUUCACAAUGGAUAAUUCUAAAAAUAAUGAUAACGAUAAAAGUCAAAACGAAAUUUCGCAAAAUCGUUCAAUAAACAACACAAAUACCCUCGAGCGAAUUGCUCGGCUAACAACACAAAUUACAAACAAACCAUUCGAAAAUAAUCUAUUUAAUGGUACAAACUUUAAUAACCUUAAUAAUAACAACAAUGUUGAAUCAUUAAUUUUACCAUCCGGGUGUUUUGAAACUUCGUCUUUUCCUUAUAAUGGUUUCACUUAA